CCUUCCGUGGAAUACUGAUUCAGCGGCCUGGGACUUCAGCCCGCGUGACCAGGUAUGACUAAUGGGAGAGCUUCCCAAGUCGCAAGGCAAAUCGUGGGGGUUUGUCGCUGACAGAAGCAUCUUCGAUUGCCUAUGAUCGACAUAAAUCUAACCUGCAGACGGCGACGACGACGACGACUUCAAGGUCUUGCUAUCUUUCACCUGCUACCUGCCCCUCCGAGCCCCCCCGAUUGGCCCCAAGUCUGCUGAUUUAUCUGGUUCCUUGAUGAAGUAGGAAGCAAAUUGUUGAAGUAAUGUGGAUCGUUAGUUGUGAGCCAGGCUGGAGGUUCUUUAUUUUGAUUCUAGAAGGACGCUGCUGAAUGAAUCUGUGUCGGGGUGCAUCAGGCAUUUGGUCGGGACUCUACUAAUGGAUGUAGAUUGCGGAAACAACUCAGACAGAAGUUGUAUAAUUAGAAAAAGGAGGAUAAAUUUGGGGGGGGGGAUUUGGCUGCACAGGGCAAUUUGUGUCAGAGUAGCUGCGCCGCUGAUGCUCCUACGUUCCAAUACGCCCGUCUAAAACGCCGAAGUGAAGGACAGGGUGGGAUUCGGUCUAGAAGACGAGAAGCUGGCUCAUCUCUCCGUCGAGAAGCCGCACCACUUAACUGGAUUGACAGACUGCACUAGUCUUCCUCGCAGAAGCGACAUUGUUCGGCUUGUGUAAUAGCUUCUGGUAGAAUCGAUUCAUUACUUGCAGUACCACUUUGUCUCAGAUACGGUUCUUCACUAUCAACACAGUGGUCGCGUGUUCAGAGGACCUUCCAAAGUAGCGGUUUUGGUAUCUCGUACGUGUUCUCUCGACCAAGUCGUCCUGGUUUGAAAAUUUGGUGAUUCUGAUGCAGCAAACCAGUAUCCCUGGUGCGAGUAGACUUGGUCCAAAGGUCUGGCAGCCUCGAAGUGUGCAUUAGUAUAUAUGUUGGAUUUUCGAUAGACGUAGGCGCUGGUUUGGAACUCCAGCUAUGAAGUUGGCCAAGUGGUGGUUUUAUGGCUGUUGAAGGAGUUCCAACUGUGAGGGAUUUCCAGAAUUCCAGAGGUAGUGUUCAGUAGGAUACAUGAAUACAUCUUAGACACUGUUGUAGGCGUAAGUGUUGAAGAAAUUCUGAUCAAUGUGGUGGGUGCUAAGUACAAAGUUCAGUGUAUCGGUUGGUUGUCACGAGUCAACAGAAAUGAAGGAUUUCAUGUACCGAGCAAUCACUGCUUGAUUCAUGUUCAACAGUCGCUACCAACAGAGUAACGACGAAGCAACAAGAGAGAAGAUUCCUCCAGGUACACAGUUUAGUGUUUGCUAAUUGAUCAGUUGGGCAUCUGUUGUUCUUCACGUACCCUGGCACUAUUUUCAAUAUGGCAGAGAUCACACACUAUAGACCCCAUUCAGACACAAAUACAGUUAAGUUUGCUACAGUCCCUGAUCUUCAAACAUACUUAGGGAUCUCAUCUUGGUUGGAGCUUAAUCAACACUGGAGAUUAGGCGAUGCUACAAAAUUCUUCAAGGUCGCAGAACACGAGGGGCAAAAUUCGAUGUCGUCCGCCGUCGAUUCGAAGAGGCUUGAUUCCGGAAAGUCGGGGAAUCAGCACAGUACCGCUCUUGCAAUGUCCAAGGAGCCCACCUCGGUGCUUGAUCUGCCAUCAAGCUGUUCAGUUUCGUUAUCCUCACAGCACAGCAUGAAUUCAGUCAGCGACGGCAUUAGUAAAGCUCUCCAAACCGUCGCGGACCAGUUACUGAGCGAUGAACAAGAUUCUGCUCAUCCUAUGCAAAGCGCCACACCUGAAACGAGCAACAUGCUAAUGGAUCAAGAUGUCAUGACAUGGAUGAGCCUUACGAGAGGCUCGGACCACUCGGCUUCAGAUAUGGAUCCAGUCCCAGAUUGGUUUCAUAAGCAACCGGAAAGACUGGAUUUGAACGCUCAACAAUACUACUGUUCAAAAACGGGUCUAGAUUUUCACAAAAAUCCCGGAACAAUGGAGAGGAUUUGCAACAACUUACCUUCCAGCCAUCAUCAUUACGUCGCGCAGCCGUUUAAGCUCAUUUCCCAAGCACAAUUAACGAUGUCGGAGACGGCAGGAAAUCAGCAAACGGGUUUCUUCGACACAAGUACUUCAUCAAAUCAAAGGGCCUUCCAGCAAUGCAGGAACGUAAAAGCCCAGGGAGCGACGCUGAUGUCCAUGAUCGAUGGCACAGGCGCUAUCACAGGAUCGCAGCUUCUAAACAGCACCGUAGUACCUACCCCCGAACUUUGGAAGCUCUUAAGCUCUCAGCACGACGCUUCACCUCAAUGCGGGAAUCAAGGCCCUCCUAACAAGCAGGCACCAAUUACUCAGGCUAGAGAUCAGCAAAACCGGAGUACAUCACUGGCAAUACCCACGCAGCAACCUCAGCCACAACUGCCUUACCAUUUCGGGCAGACGCUUUACCCUGGAGUUACACCGCAAGAUCAAGAGACUGGAAUACACAUGGUACACCUCUUGUUGGCGUGUGCUGAAGCUGUAGAUAUGUGCCAGAGCGCCACAGCGGGGCCAAUGCUGGCCAGGUUGAGAUCCAUCUAUGAUCCCGAGGGAGAACCAAUGCGACGAAUUGCGCUUUAUUUUGCCGAAGCUCUCUUCGAACGAUUGACAAUCGAGAUGAAUCGUAAGCAAUCAUCCCAUCACGGUAGUUGCGUCAGAUUCCCCGAACCAGAGGUAGAUUCAGCAGCUUCCCCUAGCCUUGAAUGUGAUAUUGCUUACCAGGCGUACUACCAAAUUCUUCCUUUCAAGAAAUUCACGCACUUGACUGCUAAUCAAGCCUUGCUUGAGGGUGUGGCGAACUACCCUCGCGUGCACAUUAUCGAUUUUAAUAUCCGACAAGGGUUGCAGUGGCCAUCGUUUAUUCAGUCUCUCGCAAUGUUACCCCGUGGUCCUCCCCAGCUCAAAUUCACAGCGGUGCAGACCGAUGCAGCCACUGUCCAGAAGACGGGUAACCGACUGGCUGAGUUUGCACGAACAAUGCACGUACCUUUCGAAUUUUACAUCCUAGAGGAGAGUGUAGAAAGCUUUCAUCAAGGGAUGAUCUCCCCAAGGGCAGAGGAGGCACUUGCAGUGAACUGCUCUGAUAUGUUGCACAGGCUGUUGCGAAAGGAGGGCAAGCUGACCGAACUCCUCGGCAAGAUCCGCAGCCUCCAACCUGUGGUGGUGACCGUCCUCGAGGUGGACGCCAACCACAAUGAGCCAUCGUUCAUGCCUCGCUUCGUUCACGCCCUUCACUACUACUGCGCUGUGUUCGAUUCCUUGGAGGCGGCACUCCUCAGAAACAGCUUGGAUCGACUUCGCAUUGAGAAUCACUGCUUUAGCACCCAGAUCAGGAGCAUCAUUGCUCUGGAGGACGUAGAUCGCGAGAUCCGCCACGUGAGAGCAGAGACCUGGCAGUCGCACUUCCUUCAAGCUGGGUUCCGAGCAGUGACUGUGAGCAGGUACGCCGCCGACCAAGCUCAACUUCUGCUCGGCCUGUACAAACCCUCGGACCGAAUGCCUUUCACAUUGUCAUCGGGAUUUGGCGGAUUGAGCCUCGGGUGGAGAGAGACUCCAGUGGUGGCCGUCUCCUCGUGGACUUUCUCACCGCCACCGUACUAGUGUUCACGUCGGCGAUUCUGUACACUUCGCUCAGCUCCCCUUCGGUACUGGCAACAUUGUGACAUAUUUGUGACAUUUUUCAUACCAAAACGACGUCUGGUUCAGUUCUUUCACUAUUUACACCCAAUUCUUCCAUUCACGCUUUACAGUUCGGUGGCACUUCGCAAGCUCCUCCCCUAGACAGUCAACUGCGCUAUGACUCACACCAAGGGUUUGGUACAGGAGUGAUGAAACCAGUCUCUAGGAAAAUCUAGACACUGCGGAACAAACAACGUAGGAACGAAAAUGAAACUUGACAAAUUCUGCAACUGAUGUCCUGGCCACUGCGGCAAGAUCAAGUGUUACCAGAAAGCGGCCAGCAAUAAAACCUAAGUCUAAAACUUGAAUUGCGUUGUGCAUAUUCGUGAAUUUUCAUGUUUAGAAAUGGACUUAAACCAGGUAGGGACUUGCUCAGAUCUAUGGACGAAACUCCUUUGGAGCAGACGCAGAGAGUGCAUACAUUUCAAGACUGCUCAAUACAUUUUCUAAAGAGAGUUACAGGCUGGGUUUGCAAACAUAGCCUGAGAGCAUAACGACCAUAUGCCAAUAUGCUUUCACAUUUGCUAUGUGGUCUUGUGCUACAGUCUCUCAACUUCGCUAUUAUCUAAA
Messenger RNA from Physcomitrium patens, 4287 nucleotides. Its product is annotated as GRAS family protein RAM1. The record is from RefSeq and is a predicted model, not a curated record. NCBI's taxonomy places the organism in Eukaryota, Viridiplantae, Streptophyta, Bryopsida, Funariales, Funariaceae.